GUGUCCCCUACGCGACACGAGGCCGAUCGUAUGAAACGAGGUCAAUUGUAAAAUCUUGUACUCGAAAUUCAUUGUUUCCCCUACUAUCCAUUGAUGGUAAUGAUUAAUAGUCAUAUCAUCUUCAGUGAUACAAGAGGCUUAUCUGAGUGCACGCGUCCGAAGAUAUCGAUGCCGUAGCAUUUCUGAUCCGUCGAGCGUCAGUAUAGUAGAAUUCUUUUCUUUGUCCAAGACGGAUCGUGACUAAGAACUUUUGCUUACUUAACGUUCUAUAAUUUUACAUUCAAUUAUUAUCAAAUUUGUGCGUUACCUAUCGUAAAGAUUGUGAUCGAAUACGUGAUAUAAUUUGAUCGGUAUAAUUAGUGUUGAUAAAAAGAACAGUUUACUCUUCUUUUUCUUAUAUAUAUAUUUUUUUUCUUUUUUGUGUUUGGGUAAAAGUUAUUUUUUGAAAAUUAAACCAUGUGUUGUGCGAAAUUCGGCAAUUAGUGGACUUACUCUUAUCAGAGUUAUCUGGUAUCGAAAUAAGCAAUUAUUGUACCACUUAUCAGUUACUCGUACGAGUAAGGUAACCCUGCUUCUGCAGAAAUAAUUGCCUUUUUUUCUCGAUCACAAUGCGUUAGUUAUCUUUAUGUCAGUUAGUUAGUAACAAACUGCGCCUGACAAAGAGAGCACAUUUCUGUUGGAAAUAUGUCUGGGACCCUAAAUCCCGGGUUUGAGGAAAUGGCAGAAAAUUCGUCUGGUUAUUUGCGUGCAGGACACGAUGCCUUGAACAAUUUUUAUUCAAAACAUCAGCUACUGUUCAAGUGUCUGUAUUUGAUUAUAGUAAAUGCUGUGGUAGUAAUUUAUCUUGUUUCUGCCACAUUAUACUGGAAAAAAAACAAUGACGAGAAUUACUUCAAUUGGUGCGAUGGUUACGGACUGCUAAUCAUCUUAUUAGCGAUCACUUAUGGCGGACUUUUUUAUCAUUACUUAGGGCACUUAAUUCUCGGAUAUUGUUGCCGACCAUUCAACAACGUCGUCAAAAAUCUCAACAAAACAAGAUAUGGAAGCAUUAUUAUUCAGACGGUACUUUAUGCCUGUUUCUUAAUUGGAAUCAUAGUAUUUCUCAUUAUUGACACUGCUAAUUCGAGGGAGAGAUUAAGGAGUGGACUUGGGAUCAUUAUAUUGCUCGCUAUCGGAUACAUAUUCUCAAAACAUCCUGGUCGCGUCAAAUGGAGACCAGUUUUGUCUGGAUUGAUUCUACAAUUUCUCUUUGGUCUCUUCUUAAUUCGAUGGCCCUUGGGUCGAUCUAUUUUCCAAUGCCUCGCUAACAAAGUAGAGGGGUUCUUGAACUUCGCCAAGAGCGGUGCAAGCUUCAUUUACUCCGACAAAUUAGUCACCGAUGGUGUCUUCGCUUUCAGCGUGCUGCCUGUGAUUUUUUACUUCAGCUUCUUCAUCCAGAUUUUCUACUAUUUAGGUACCAUGCAAUGGUUCAUUUUCAAUUUAGGUAGAAUAUUACAGAGUGUCGUGGGAACUUCGAUUUGCGAAUCAGUAACAUGUGCUGGAAACAUUUUUCUUGGAAUGACGGAAUCACCGUUAAUGAUCAAACCUUAUUUGAACAAACUGACUACCUCGGAAUUGCACACCAUUAUGUGUUCGGGUUUUGCCACGGUGUCAGGAACCGUUUUCGCCGCGUACAUAAAGUUUGGUGCAAAUCCUGCUCAUCUGAUAACCUCCACUUUGAUGGCAGCACCAGGAACUCUCUGUUACUCCAAGUUAUUUUACCCGGAAACCGAAAAGGUCAUAGUCACUUCCCAUAAUGUUAAAUUAGAAAAAUCGAAGGACUCUAGUUUAGUCGAUGCUGCGAGCAAAGGAGCUGUGGCAGCGAUUCCUCUGAUUUUAGGCAUAAUCGCUAACAUCGUCGCGUUCGUGUCCUUUAUGGCGUUGGUCAACUCUCUGCUCUCUUGGAUAGGGUCAUUGGUUGGUUACGAAGAAUUGAGCUUGGAAUUGAUCCUAUCGAAAGUAUUCAUGCCACUCAGUUGGAUCAUGGGAGUGCCAUGGGAUCAAUGUGACGACGUGGCUACUCUCAUAGGUCUGAAGACUGUGGUUAACGAGUUUGUGGCCUACGAAACUCUAGGAAAGUAUAAGGAACAAGGUCGAAUUUUUGGUAGAACCGAGGCCAUAGCUACUUUUGCGAUUUGUGGAUUUGCGAAUCCUAGCUCAGUGGGAAUCACCAUGAGCAUGAUGAAUUCUCUAGCUCCUGAUAAGAAGGAAUCUGUGGCCAAUGCUGUCAUGAGAGCAUUCGUGGGUGGCAGCAUUAUCUGUUUCAUCACUGCCAGCAUUGCUGGAAUGCUGAUAUCCGAUGACUAUUACUAACAAUGAGUGAUCAUAUUGCCAUGGACCGUGACUGACAGUCCAAUGAUCACCACAAUAUCUAUUGAUUACCCAAUUAUCAGAAAACGCCAUUAGUUUACCGUUUUGUAAAAUAUUAUUGUAAAUAGGUAGGUCAAUAAGGAAGACUUAGUUUCCUCGACAGACUUAACUGAUAUUAUUGCACAAUAUUAUAUUAUAACAUAAAUAUUAAAAUCGACAAAUAACUCCCGGCUACAUCGAGUUCUUUAAAUCACUCUAAGUAAGUUUUGAAAAAAGUACGAGUAACAUGGAAACCUAAGCUAGUGCAUUUUGUACAUUUUCGGUGAUCAUAAAUGCGAUCGUAUAUAAUAAUAAGUAAAGAAAUAUCACAAAAGACAUCGAUAUAGGUGCUAUUCAAUGUAUGGGAUUGGCAAUGUAUCACAUCUUGGAUGUGGAAUGUUUGUGUUGUGUACUUUCUCGAACAACAAGAAGUGGGUGCAUUAUUAUACGUAUCCUAAAUGCAUUUUUAUGGUAGACUGUGAAGUUGAUGGACAUCGUAGAGAUUGUGUGUUCGAUUGAAUACAUCAGUGGUUACCUCCAACAUUUUUGGCAAAACAUCGACGUUUCUUUGAACGUCUGUACCACAGACCUAAAAAAGAGAUAUGAAAAGAAUGAUUAAAAUCCAGAAAGGUCUAUUAUUUUUAUAUAAAAACAUAAAUACCUUUCUGAAUAAUAAUUCUCUGGUAGGCAUUGUAUACAUGGCAACCACCGCUGCCUUUCUGACUACCCAUGGAUGGUGCUUAGCUAAUGUUUUAUUGUAAGCAUCCUGGCAACAGCUGGAUGUCUUAUCACUGUCCGACAAUUCUCCCAAUUGUCUUAAAAACUCUCUAAUAAAAUCUACAAAUUCGGAAGAUA
Molecule: messenger RNA, 3243 nt
Organism: Bombus impatiens (common eastern bumble bee)
Lineage: Eukaryota; Metazoa; Arthropoda; Insecta; Hymenoptera; Apidae
Gene: CNT2
Product: solute carrier family 28 member 3
Exons: 11
Coding region: 685-2352 (555 amino acids)
Biological process (GO): nucleoside transmembrane transport
Cellular component (GO): membrane
Molecular function (GO): nucleoside:sodium symporter activity
Source: RefSeq, a predicted model, not a curated record